AUGGCGGUUGUGAGCUCCUCCAGUGUGAUGACGGUGUCCAGGCCACGGCUUUCCUCCUCACCCAGGUGGCAGUGCGCUGGUAAAGUGAAGAAGUUGAAGAAAACUCAAAACCCGGAACACUUAAGCAGGCUGUUUGAGCAGCUGGUGGAGAAGAACAGCACACACGGCAGGGCUGCCCUCCUGUGUGAGAUCCGUCAGUAUCUGGAGCUGUGUGAACACACGGAAGUGACAUUUUUGCCUGUUCAGAUUGGCAUCAUUGCUGCAAUGCUGGAGGAUGAAGACAUGGUGGUUACAACAAACUGCUUCCAAGUCCUCAACAGCUUGGCAGGGAACUUCAGCAACCAAAAGGAGAUGCAGAAGUGCAUCCCCCGGAUUAUUUAUUUCUCAGCCCAGAGUGCGUGCCUGGAGCAGCAGAUAGCUGGCCUCGGGCUGAUCAGCACACUGGCGCUCUGCAGCGGGAACCAUCCCGAGAUCCUGAAGGGCAUUCCGGAGUACCUGCGCAUCCUGCAGACAGCGCGCUACAGUGGCAGGGUCUCGAUGAUUAUCACAAGAAUCCUAUUCAGUCUGUCUACAAACCGAGGCCUCGCCUAUGUUUUGCUGAACUCCAAGGUCGAGCCUGCGUUCCUCCACCUCUUCAACCCCUUUGUGAAUAAAUACAUCAUAUACCAGCUCCUGGCCUUCGUGGGCAACCUGAACGAGAGCCUCAAGAGCGAGAACUCCUCGUGUGUGCAGUGGGAGUACAACGAGGAGUCCCUGUAUGUGCUUCUCUUCAGCUCCGACUCCCCGCUUCUCAACAAGCUGCUGCCACUCAUGAACCACAAUGACACGUGAGUCAAGAGCGCCACCAUCAGCAUCGUCAGCAAGCUCGUGUAACACAGUGAUGACUGUGUGGUACAUUACUAUUGCAAACAUAGACUCCAAUAAACCAAGAAGAAUC
This is a messenger RNA of Acipenser ruthenus (sterlet), 937 nucleotides long. Its product is annotated as armadillo repeat-containing protein 12-like. Gene Ontology annotation, cellular component: nucleus. The transcript has 7 exons. The record is from RefSeq and is a predicted model, not a curated record. The coding region runs from base 1 to 831 and encodes 276 amino acids. Lineage: Eukaryota; Metazoa; Chordata; Actinopteri; Acipenseriformes; Acipenseridae.